CUGAUAAAAACAGCCUAGUUAAGAUCAGUUACCCAUCACUUCACCUUAAAGCCCAGACCGUUUGUUUGAGUUGUUUCACUUUUACUCAAAUCGCAGAGGUAAGUGCACUUUUCGAUUUCUGAAGAAGACUGAACUUUCUACUCGCUCGCACUCAGGCUUAGCGUUUGAGAGUUUAAUACUCUAUUUUCUUGAACCCAAAUAAUGUCGCUCAAAAAGUUUUGGAAUUCAGUUGCUGGUUUUUACCUUGUAACAAGAAAGAUGAACGCUGUUAUGUUUCUAGCAAUGCUCUCAACAUCUUCACUUCUUUCAAAAAAUUGUACUAAGAAGUCUCUUUUACAGAAGAGGUUGUUUGCACAAAGUUAAGAAAAUGGAACAAAAAUGGAACUAAGUCGAAAUCCUUGAAAUUGUUUCUUUAAUUUCGUCUGACCCAUGUUGUUUCUCAUUUAUGUUAAGGCUUUUUACGGGAAACCCAGAGAUCUAGUCGUAGCUGAUUAUAGAUAUUUGUGUUUCAGGUUCUCACUUCAGAUUAGUGAUGAGUCUUGUCAUCUGCGUUUUGCUGAUCACUUCUUGUGUGACUUUCGCCAGGUAAGUAUUUAUAAACUAAAUUGAGUAGAAGAAAUUUAUUACAUGUUGAAACUCACUUUGCUUUCAGCAAUAAACCUUUUGCAAUACCUCGGUAUUGUUCAUUCUUUGAGCAUCUUUAAAACUAUUUGGUGACUUGAAUCUUUCUAGCAGCGCAAUGCGAUCAGUUUUUAAUUUACGAUUUCAUAUUUUUUUUUUUCAGCUCCGAAGAGGAGCUCUAUGGAGUUGUCAAUGAUGGUAAGUUCUACGAGCGACAUCCACCUCAAUAUGCCAGCGACAAUUGGCUGGGAUCAGCCACUUUGAUCGGCAGUGGAGAGUGGAACAGCUUCCAGUUUUUGUUCUUCCACCCAGACGGUACUUUAUAUGGUGUUCACAACGACAGGUUCUACAAAGGGCCUCCGCCUAAAGCUACCGGUACCGAUGCUGCUCAGGACUGGAUGAAUACAGCGACUCUUGUGGGCACUGGAGGAUGGCAUGUCUUCCAGUUUCUGUUUUUUGAUCCUGAAGGUAUACUCUAUGGUGUUGCCGAUGGCAAGUUUUAUCGGCGAGCCCCCCCUACACAUGGCUCAGACAACUGGCUGGGAUCUGCUACACUGGUUGGAAGUGGCGGCUGGCAAGUAUUCCAGUUCUUGUUCUUCGACCCAAUGGGAAUGCUGUAUGGCGUUGAAAGCGGCAGGUUUCACAAGAGAGAGCCGCCCACGCAUGCAGGAGACAACUGGUUGGGAUCAGCAACUCUUAUUGGUACUGGAGGCUGGAGCCAUUUCAAGCUGCUUUUUUUCCUGAAUGACGGCAAGCUGUAUGGUGUCAACAACGACAAGUUCUACAAGCGUACACCUCCUGUCCGUGGGAACGAUAACUGGCUGGGCUCUGCGGAAUUGAUAGGCUCAGGUGGCUGGUCUGUGUUUAAGUUCCUGAUGGGUCCUCUGAGGCCACCUCCAAGGUGAUUUGCAGUUAUCAUUGUUAGGUUUAUAUCCUGGUAUUGCAUUGCUUAAAGUUGCUGCGUAAAAAUUUACACGUGAGUCGCACGAAAAAGGUUUAUUUGGAGGUGUGGGUGGGGUGGGAUACUAACACCCCUAUCAAUUCAGUCCCUCCAGUUUACAAAAGAAGAUACAAGAGGGAGAGAUAAGUGUUUCCUCAGAUGCGGAUCAAAUAAUGUUACACAGAUAGACUCAAAUCUAAACAGUUCAAUGUGUACUCCAACUGAUAAGGAUGAAGAAAUAUCAAUAUAAAUAAUCUCGCCAAAACGACGUUUGACUAGAACCCAGUGAACAGCAAGACCAUGGAACAGUUUACUAUCCGCAGGAUUAACGUGGAAAUACAAACAUAUCAUGUUGAAAUUGUGUACAUCGCAAAAUAACAGCAGCUAUUUUUCCAAACCGAGGAAAGCAGAUGACCCUAUAUACCUUAGAUCGUGAUAUAACUAAACCUUACUAAAAAAAAACAAACCAAAACAAAACAAAACAAAAAAGAAAGGAGUGUCAAUUUAUUCAAGGUACUUUGAACCACACGAUGCGGUAGGUUUUGUUCCCAAUAAAUUACAACAGGAAAGAACACAUUCGAAACACCUUGCUGAAUACUUACUUUUUAAAGAAAUAUUUCUCACAAAAUAAGCUCUACUUAGUACCUACAAAAGAGUUUUGUGGAUCAGCGUGUGAGUCUAGUUGUCGUUGUUGCUGUUGGUGUUUUUUUUUAAGAUUUUGUCUCGAAAGUUUGAUAGCUCGUAAUCCGGUCAAAUGAAGGAGAAGGACGUUUUCGUAACCAUUAAUGUUUAGUAAAAAACGAAUAGAUUUGAGGUACACUUUAUUAUAAAUUUUUCCUUUUCAUCAAGACGUGAGGACAAAUUUUGAAUCGGUAAUAGACUUGAAAUUUAUGGGAAACAUGUCAGUUAAACAGUAUUUUUCCAGCUAUUCAUCGUGAUUCUCUGCCAUAAAAAGCGAAUAGAAAAUGGACCCGUCGUGAUCUUUGGUGUGCAAGAAACAAAGACAAGAAUCAAAAUGGGUGGACACAACCAAGCUUAAAUUUGUGCUCAAUAAAUAAACACGUUCUGUUGUGGGCAGUUUUAGGCCAGGUUGUUCACCAAAUCCGACUAAAUAUUUAAGGCUUCCAAGUGAAUCUUAAUGUGACACACCUUUGAGUUUACACCCGCCAUUAGUCUCCAUAGCCAUCAUUUUAAGAAUAACAUCUUUAGGUCGGUCCUACAACAUAUUUAAGUGCAAAUAGAUCAGUACUAUAUAACAGCAGUAACAGAAAUAUGGACUUCUUUUCUUCUAAACGAGAAUGGAUUAGUCGAUAAAUGUAGUCAAUUUGUAACAGCUUAGAAACUGAUUUGUUCUUUAUAGACUCUAUGGAGCUGUCAAUGAUGGUAAGUUCUACGAGCGACAUCCACCUCAAUAUGCCAGCGACAAUUGGCUGGGAUCAGCCACUUUGAUCGGCAGUGGAGAGUGGAACAGCUUCCAGUUUUUGUUCUUCCACCCAGACGGUACUUUAUAUGGUGUUCACAACGACAGGUUCUACAAAGGGCCUCCGCCUAAAGCUACCGGUACCGAUGCUGCUCAGGACUGGAUGAAUACAGCGACUCUUGUGGGCACUGGAGGAUGGCAUGUCUUCCAGUUUCUGUUUUUUGAUCCUGAAGGUAUACUCUAUGGUGUUGCCGAUGGCAAGUUUUAUCGGCGAGCCCCCCCUACACAUGGCUCAGACAACUGGCUGGGAUCUGCUACACUGGUUGGAAGUGGCGGCUGGCAAGUAUUCCAGUUCUUGUUCUUCGACCCAAUGGGAAUGCUGUAUGGCGUUGAAAACGGUAGGUUUCACAAGAGAGAGCCGCCCACGCAUGCAGGAGACAACUGGCUAGGAUCAGCAACUCUCAUUGGUACUGGAGGAUGGAACCAUUUCAAGCUGCUUUUUUUCCUGAAUGACGGCAAGCUGUAUGGCGUGCACAACGACAAGUUUUACAAGCGUACACCUCCUGUCCGUGGGAACGAUAACUGGCUGGGCUCUGCAGAAUUGAUAGGCUCAGGUGGCUGGUCUGUGUUUAAGUUCCUGAUGGGACCUCUGGGUCCUGUCUGA
Molecule: messenger RNA, 3645 nt
Organism: Pocillopora meandrina
Lineage: Eukaryota; Metazoa; Cnidaria; Anthozoa; Scleractinia; Pocilloporidae
Source: the annotation of a GenBank genome assembly